Molecule: messenger RNA, 1997 nt
Organism: Lindgomyces ingoldianus
Lineage: Eukaryota; Fungi; Ascomycota; Dothideomycetes; Pleosporales; Lindgomycetaceae
Product: general substrate transporter
Exons: 5
Coding region: 327-1922 (531 amino acids)
Biological process (GO): transmembrane transport; carbohydrate transport
Cellular component (GO): membrane
Molecular function (GO): carbohydrate:proton symporter activity
Source: RefSeq, a predicted model, not a curated record
GACGAUUUAGUCCCCCGUUACCGGGCCGUACCCGCAACCCAAGUAGACACCGAAGAUCGUGGAUCCUGCAAGUAAACGUUCGACGACAAUCCCGGUUACAAUAUCUGUCGUGGAACGCCUUUUGGCGACGCACCUCCUGCCGACUCAAAUAUGAGCUUGGUUGCCUGUUACUUGUCGUAGCCUGGUUUGUAUCCCGUUCCCCUUAAUCCACGGGUUUCUGCAGAUUCUGCGGUACACCGCAUUUCCCAAGGUUUGGGUUAGGUUCCGGAUUAAAGCGUGUCUGUCUUUGUAUUACUCUUUUUCCCUAGGGAGUAGGUGUGACGAACAUGGGAACUGUAAAAUCAAGGUCCCAGACCAGUCGAUAUAAUCGGAUUGUGACUGUGUUUGUUGCCCUUGGAUCCUUUACGUACGGAUACUGCGCAAGUAUCAUAGGUUCGACAAUCGGGCAGCCAGGAUGGUACAGCUACUUCGGCCUGCCAGUUGACGGAGAGCCAGGAUACAGUGGAAAAACGACUCAUACAAUCGCAACUGCUAAUGGACUGUUCAGUGCUGGUGGAGCGGUAGGCUCACUCUUCAUCAUGUGGUCCGCAGGAAAGUGUGGAAGGAAAGCGAAUAUCCAGAUUGGAGCUGCGUUAUCCGUCCUUGGUGGCGCAUUGCAAGGAGGAGCUGCAACUCUCGCCAUGUUUCAAGCUGGGAGAUUCAUCUCGGGCAUGGGCAUUGGCGUCCUCGUCACCAUCUGUCCCAUGUAUCUCUCCGAGAUGUCUAGCCCAUUCGUCAGAGGUUGGCUUGUUGGACACCAUGCCAUCUUCCUCGUCUUCGGAUACAUGCUCUCCGCUUGGGUUGGAUAUGGCUGUUACUUUGCCACCUCAGUCAAUCAGACCUUCGCUUGGCGAUUUCCGCUGUGUCUCCAGGUUCUUAGUCCUCUUAUUCUCCUCCUUGGAUCGCCAUGGCUUCCAAGGUCGCCAAGAUGGUUAAUUUCGAAAGGGCAUGUUGAGGAGGCAUAUGAUGUGCUAAAGAAGCUUAGAAAUUCGCUGAGAGAUGAGCAUGAUUUGGUAGCGAAGGAGGAAUUCUACCAAACUAAAAAGCAGUUGGAGCUGGACGCUGUGAAGCUCGCAGCAACAGGAUACGGAGUUUGGACUGCAGUGUGGAAGAAGAAGAGUUAUCGGAAGCGGAUGAUCGUCGACUUCCUCACACAAUGGGGGGCUGAGUUCGCUGGACCUCUUAUCAUUAACAACUAUGCCGUCAUUUUAUACACUAACCUUGGUGAAACCGGACAUAUGCCCCUGCUAUUGAGCGCUCUAUGGCUCACCACAGCCGGCCUGAUAUACAACCCAGGCGGUGCCUGGCUUCACGACAAGAUCAACUCCCGGCGCGGAAUGUACAUGUUCGGGCUAGGUGGAUGUCUCCUCACUACCUCUCUCAUUGCGGCUAUGACUGCUGAGUUCGCUGGGACGACAAACCGUGCUGGCAAUGGCAUGGGGAUCUUCUUCAUCUUCCUCUACCUCACAUUCCAGGGAACCUUCUGCGACACCACGAUGUACUUAUACGUCUCCGAAAUCUUCCCAACGGAGAUUAGACCAAUUGGAAUGGGAUUCUCGCUGUUUGGUCAGUUUGCUGCGACUAUAAUUCUGCUACAGACGGCUCCUAUUGGAUUUGCUAAGAUUGAGUGGAAGUACUACCUUGUUAUUAUUGUAUGGUGUAUGGUGUACAUUCCAAUGGUGUAUUUCUUCUGGCCGGAAACCGCUCGGCUAAGUCUAGAAGAAAUUGCGAAGAAAUUCGGCGACGAGGUUGCGGUGCACGUGAAUGAUGCCACGGAGGAAGAGAGACAGAAACUUGAUAGGGCGUUGUUCGACGCUGAUGUGACGAAGUCGGAUCUGAACAGUCAGGAGGUCAGGGCGGUCGAGACAAAGUUGGAUGCCUGACUACCUGUUGGGAUGGAGAAUAGUUGAUCAUUUAGCUAUAUCUUGUAAUAUAGACCUAGAUAUGCCAGGGGGGUG